This is a messenger RNA of Suillus subalutaceus, 528 nucleotides long. RefSeq lists its product as uncharacterized. The coding region runs from base 1 to 528 and encodes 175 amino acids. The record is from RefSeq and is a predicted model, not a curated record. Lineage: Eukaryota; Fungi; Basidiomycota; Agaricomycetes; Boletales; Suillaceae. The transcript is spliced from 9 exons.
AUGAUAGGCUUGAGACAGGCAGGAUCACACAAAGGUAUCAAUCAACCCGUGGCAUGUGACAGGCUCUUUAGCUCAAUUGCUGGCAAAACUGUACCAGCUGCUUUGGGGAUCUUGGGCUGUUGGUGCAUUGCGCCUGUGAUGUUCAUGGUGCCUCCAUAUGGAUUACUGGCGAAACAUAUGUUACUCCUCGGGGGAAAUGUCGUUAGUGUUUCGGAAAAUAGCAAGUACCGUUCUAUUAAUCCGAAAGUCAAACGCGGUGCCAAGCUUUAUGAUGCAGUACUUGAUAAGAUAACAGAUUGCUGUGAAUCACCAUUGCGGCAGCCCAGUAGGAAGAUAGAUAAGACCAUUUUUUGUUGGCAAGCCAUUUGUGGUGAUCAUUAUCACAAUCACAAUAAUAUACUUGUCAUGCAUGAAUAUUUGACAACCUUACCUCCACUGGCAGGACUGUAUGUACGGAUCGGCGGAGAAGCGGUCAGGGCAAAUGGCCCUGAAGUUGGACACCCCGGCGGCGUCCAAUUCGUUCGUUAG